Messenger RNA from Labrus mixtus (cuckoo wrasse), 2165 nucleotides. RefSeq names its product thymine DNA glycosylase, tandem duplicate 2 (gene tdg.2). The coding region runs from base 406 to 1713 and encodes 435 amino acids. Gene Ontology annotation, molecular function: mismatch base pair DNA N-glycosylase activity. Lineage: Eukaryota; Metazoa; Chordata; Actinopteri; Labriformes; Labridae. Gene Ontology annotation, biological process: base-excision repair, AP site formation. The transcript has 10 exons. The record is from RefSeq and is a predicted model, not a curated record. Gene Ontology annotation, cellular component: nucleus.
AUGAUCGUUUAACAUCCGAAUUAUGCAAUAUCACUCCCAACCAGGAGGGGCAGUAAGUCUCCAUUCAAGCGUAGAAACACGAAAUAUUGAGCGUUUAAAUGGUCUUUGUUUUGGGAGGAUUCCGAGCCCUCCGUCUUCGUAAUUGAAAACUAAAGAACAAAAUGUAUGACAGGUAUGUUAGUUUCCUCGUAUACCUUUUUGUUUCGUAGAUGUAGAAGCCCCUUUCGAUUUAAAUACAGCUCUAGGUCUUCUUAAUGUUGUUAGCUUACUGUCAGCUGGAGCUUCUACCUUCAUGUAGCGGCGUUCAUCCGUCUUCUUUGUGCCAACAAUGUACCGUAUGUGCUACAACAACCAACACACAACUGGUAUCCUUCAUUUGUAUUAAUGCAUUUGGCAACAGCAUGAAUGAUCGUGUAUUUAAAUAAGUCAACAGUUGAGAUGGAAGAAAACCAGUACACUUCAUUGACGGCUCCUACGGAUUAUUUCCAGCAGUGGUACCAGUCCAGCCAGCAGCACCCUGAGGCCCAGUAUGGGAUGCCCUAUCACAACAUGGGCUAUUACACAGAAGGUCCCAACGACGAGCUCGUCAUGGCCGAGCUGUCUGUCCACCGAGAGCCGCAGAUUAUCUCUCACCAGGAACCUGUUUAUCAGAACUGCCACCCCCCGGCCUCAAAUCACUACCAGGAGUCAGCCUACCAGCAGAACGUCAGGGACCAGCAGCACCAGCAGCAGCAGCAGUAUCCUUCACAGCAGCAUCCUGCACAGCUUCAACACCCUCAGCAUCAACAAACAGCCCAACAGCAGGCACCAAAUGUUCAGCACCAACCUCAGCCUGCUGCUCCCUCUCAAGUUGUGACGCCUGUGAAAAAGAAGAGAGGCCGGCCUCCGAAGCACCAGUCGGAGGACGGAAAAAUCAAGGAGGAGGACGAUGAGGUCGAAGCCGCCAAAAAAGCCAAGAGGGCCCUCAACCGCUUUAACGGCAUGUCUGUGGCUGAGGUUAUGGCCAAGACGCUGCCGGACGUCAUUACCUACAAUCUGGACAUUCUGAUAAUCGGAAUUAACCCAGGACUAUUGUCAGCCUACAAAGGACACCAUUACCCAAACCCAGGAAACCAUUUCUGGAAAUGUCUGUUUCUCUCUGGUUUCACUGACGAGCAGCUGAACUACAUGCAUGACCAGAACCUACCGGAGAACUACAGCAUCGGCUUCACCAACAUGGUGGAGAGGACCACACCUGGCAGCAAGGACCUCUCUAGUAAGGAGAUUCGCGAAGGAGGAAAACAAUUACUGGAAAAGCUGCAGAAAUACAAGCCAUUGAUAGCAGCAUUUAAUGGAAAAGGUAUUUAUGAAAUCUUCUGCAAGGAAACAUUCGGUGUGAAGGCAAAGAAUCUUGAGUUUGGUCUGCAGCCCUACAAAAUCCCAGAAACGGAGACAGUGUGCUACUUGAUGCCGUCUUCGAGUCCCCGUUGUGCACAGUUUCCUCGUGCACAGGAUAAAGUCCAUUUCUACAUCAAGCUGAAGGAGCUGCGAGACCAAAUGAAGGGCAUCGCUCCGAGCAUUGAGGUUAAAGAGACGCAGUACUCGUUCGAUCUGCAGCUGGCUAAAGAGGAUGCCAAGAGGAUGGCAAUCAAAGAAGAGCAGGUGGAUCCAGAGUAUGAGAGCUGUGGUCGGCUGAACAACGAUUCAAGUCAAAGCAGCAGCUCCUUCAACUAGAAGAGUCGGAGGAGAUGGGAAACAACAGGCCUGUCUGCUGAAAAGACAGAUAUGGAUGUAGCGGAUGCCAUGACAUAAAACCCCUACAGCUGGACAUGUUGGCUCCACAGAUAUCAGCUGUACUCGUAGCAUGAUGCAUCAACGAUGGUAGGCCCUCUGCUGACAACACAGAAAAAAAGAAGAGGAAAUAAAUAAGACAUCACAAUGUGACGCACAAGGGAGAAAGUCCCCACAUCGGUUACAUUUUCUAACUCUCAAACAGACUGUGCAUGUUUUUGGUGUUAUUUUCUAUCACUAUUUAUUGCAUUUUGUACUGUAUGUGUGUCCAGUGACUUAUUUUUGUAUUUUUCAAAGAAUAACAUUUUAUGAUUUAUCAGCUGUAAAAAAGGUAAUUUUACUCUGGAAUUUCUAAUUUGUAAUUACAGAGUCAUUAAAUCUCUUCUCAAACAGGA